This is a messenger RNA of Rotaria sp. Silwood2, 402 nucleotides long. The record is from the annotation of a GenBank genome assembly. NCBI's taxonomy places the organism in Eukaryota, Metazoa, Rotifera, Eurotatoria, Philodinida, Philodinidae.
AUGAAUUCUAAAAGCAAUCCAACUUUUGCUCACCUAUCUGUGAUCAUUCAUUUAUUUGGUACCGUACGAUUCGUUUUUGAAAUGUCAGAAGCUGAACGUACAAAAUUCUCCGGUGCAUGGAGUUGGUAUGAACAUCACUUAAAUAUAGCUACAAAAUUAUUUACAAUUGAUCAUGAUUUUCCAAGUAAAUCAAUGAUUGUAUCACCAUCAAUUUCACCUAAACAGAAAACAUUAAAACAAUUAAUAAUGUAUUUGGAUUUCAAUAUUUUUCCCUUAUCAGUAAUAAGUGUUAAACAUCCCAUUACAGAAAAAACAGGUAUAACUAAGAAUAGACCAGCAUUAGGUGAACGAGCACUUCAAGAACUAAUAAUGAUCACUUACUCAAAUUUAAUUAUUUUUUAA